UUCAAAACGCCAGCUAGAUCUACCUUUCCCCUGUCCUAAUACAUUCUUCUUCUUCUUCUUCUCUUUUUUUUUUCUUUUUUGCUUAUUGGGGUCGACAAUGGCGGAUCAACCUGCGAAUCCCCAGAAAAGAAUCAAGCUUCGAGAUGGGAGAUACUUGGCUUACAAGGAAAGAGGCGUUCCCAAGAACGAAGCCAAGUUCAAGAUCGUUCUUGUUCAUGGAUUCGGAAGCUCUAAGGACAUGAACUUCAAUGCUUCGCAAGAGCUUGUGGAAGAACUGGGGAUCUACUUUCUAGUAUACGACCGAGCAGGGUACGGAGACAGCGAUCCGAACCCGAAACGGUCGUUGAAGAGUGAGGCAUUCGAUGUCCAAGAACUCGCGGAUCAGUUGCAGAUCGGAUCCAAGUUUUAUUUGAUCGGAAUCUCCAUGGGAUCUUACACUGUCUGGAGUUGUCUCAAACACAUUCCUCGGAGGCUGGCGGGGGUGGCGAUGGUGGCGGGGGUGGUGAAUUACAGGUGGAAGUCGUUGCCGGAGAGCGUGAAGAAGGAAGAUUACAGGAGGGAACUGAUAAAAUGGUCGGUCUGGAUAUCGAAGCACUUCCCGGGGAUAUUGCAUUGGUGGGUCACUCGCAAUCUCUUCGGUUCCACUUCCCUUUUGGAGAAGAACCCUCUCUACUUCAACGACCACGACAUCCACGUCCUCUCCACCACCAAAGGCUUCCCCAUGCUCACCAAGGACGGCCUCAGGGACCGCCGCGUUUUCGAAACGCUGAGGAGCGAUUUCAUAACGGCGUUCGGCGACUGGGAGUUCGACCCGGCGGAUAUACCCGACCCUUUUCCGUCCGGAUCCGAGAGCUCGUCCGUCCACGUGUGGCAAGGCUACGAGGACAAGGUCGUGCCGUUUCAGCUGCAGCGUUGCUUGUGCCGCAAGUUACAGUGGAUAAAGUACCACGAGGUGCCGAAGGGCGGGCACCUGAUCGUUCACUACGACGGAGUUUGCGACGCCAUUUUGAGGUCUCUUCUUCUUGGCGACGAGCUUCCAAUGUACAGACCCAAGGCUGUGAUCAUUGAACCCUAGACGAUAUAUUUAUUUAUUUUGUUUCUGUUUUUUUUUUUUUGGCAUGUCGAUUGAUUGGUGUGGAAAACCUGUUAAGAUUUGUUA
This is a messenger RNA of Tarenaya hassleriana, 1159 nucleotides long. RefSeq lists its product as uncharacterized. Lineage: Eukaryota; Viridiplantae; Streptophyta; Magnoliopsida; Brassicales; Cleomaceae. The record is from RefSeq and is a predicted model, not a curated record. The transcript is spliced from 3 exons. The coding region runs from base 98 to 1075 and encodes 325 amino acids.